CGCAAUGUGCCGCCCAGGACUAACCCGGCUGCUGCUCUUCCAUCUGCUGCUGCUCAAGCUGCACACGGGCAAAGGCGCCGCAAAGGAGUGCGAGGAGGACCAGUUCCAGUGCCGGAACGAGCGGUGCAUCCCCGCCAUCUGGAAAUGCGACGAGGAUGACGAUUGCUCGGACAACAGCGACGAGGCGGAUUGCCUGAAGAAAACCUGUGCAGAAUCAGACUUCACCUGCAACAAUGGCCACUGCAUCCCAGCCAGGUGGAAAUGUGAUGGUGAAGAGGAAUGCCCUGACGGGUCUGAUGAAUCAGAAGCGACAUGCACCAAACAAGUGUGCCCAGCUGAAAAAAUUAGCUGUGGAGACUCAAGCAACAAAUGUAUCCCAUCAUCCUGGAGAUGUGAUGGGGAGAAAGACUGUGAAAGUGGGAUUGACGAGGCUGGUUGCACUACUGUCUGUUCUUCCAGUGAGUUCCAGUGCAGUAACAAGACCUGCAUAGCCAUGAUCUUUGUGUGUGAUGGCGACAACGACUGUGGCGAUGGCAGUGACGAGAGGAAGUGCUCGCCCCUCACCUGCAACCCUAACGAGUUCCAGUGCAACAACAGCGUGUGCAUCCCUGAGCCCUGGGUCUGUGACAACCAGCCCGACUGUGAAGACCACUCAGAUGAAUCGAUGGAGAAGUGUGGCUACAAAGUCAAGCCUCAGGUGCUGAACACCUGUGCGGCCCACGAAUUCAGGUGUGGCAAUGGGGAGUGCAUCCACUUGAACUGGAAGUGCGAUGGUGACGAAGACUGCAAAGACAAGGCAGACGAGCAGGAUUGUCCACUGGUGACCUGCCGCCCUGAUGAAUUCCAAUGUGGGGACGGGACCUGUAUCCAUGGAGCAAAGCAGUGCAACAAGGUACACGACUGUCCUGACAACAGCGAUGAGGCAGGCUGCAUUAACGAACAAAAUGAAUGCUCGAUCAACAACGGUGGGUGCUCACACAUAUGCAAAGACUUGAAGAUUGGUUAUGAAUGUGAAUGCCCUCCCGGAUACAAGCUUCUGGAUAAAAAAACGUGUGGAGACAUAGAUGAAUGUGAGAAUCCAGACGCUUGUAGCCAGAUCUGCAUUAAUUACAAGGGGGACUACAAAUGUGAAUGCUACGAGGGAUACGAGAUGGACACCCUGUCCAAGAACUGCAAAGCCGUAGGCAAGAGUCCAUACCUGAUCUUCACCAACCGCCACGAGGUACGCAAGAUAGAUCUGGUGAAAAGGGACUACUCUCGCAUCAUCCCCAUGCUGAAGAAUGUGGUGGCUUUGGAUGUGGAGGUGGCAACAAACAGGAUAUACUGGUGUGAUUUGUUCUACAGAAAGAUAUACAGUGCCUACAUAGACAAAGCCAGCGACAUAGCCGAGCAGGUGAUUUUGAUAGACAGUCAGCUGAACUCCCCUGAAGGCCUGGCGAUGGACUGGGUUCACAAGAACAUCUACUGGACAGAUUCGGGAAACAAAACCAUCUCUGUGGCCACUGCUGAUGGAAGCAAGAGGACAACACUUUUUAGCACUGACCUAAGCGAGCCCAGAGCCAUUGCAGUUGAUCCGACACGGGGAUACAUGUACUGGUCUGAUUGGGGAGACAAAGCUAAAAUUGAAAAAUCUGGCCUGAACGGUAUGGAUCGGCAAGUGCUGGUAACAGACAACAUUGAGUGGCCGAAUGGCAUCACACUAGAUUUGCUGAAUCAGCGUCUCUAUUGGGUGGACUCCAAGCUGCACUUACUUUCAAGCAUUGACUUCAAUGGCGGCAAUAGGAAAGUUCUCAUCUCUUCUGCUGAUGACCUGAGCCACCCUUUCGGAGUAGCUGUGUUUGAGGAUAAGGUGUUCUGGACUGACCUGGAGAACGAGGCAAUCUUCAGUGCAAACAGAUUGAAUGGCCUGGACAUCUCCAUUUUAGCAGAGAAUCUCAAUAACCCUCAUGAUAUUGUGGUCUUUCACGAGCUAAAGCAGCCAAAAGCUCCAGAUUCCUGUGAGCUCAGCUCCCAACCCAAUGGAGGCUGUGAAUACCUGUGUCUUCCCGCACCCCAAAUCUCUCUCCAUUCCCCCAAGUAUACGUGUGCCUGUCCUGACAACAUGUGGCUGGGCCCUGAUAUGAAGAAAUGCUACAAAGAUCUUCCAGCUGCCUCAACAACUGAGCCAGUUUCAACCAUCACCACUACUAUGAUUUCCACCAUCAACGCAGCUACAACUAGCAACACCAGCAAUGCCAGUAGAGAGAGCUCAGGAACUGUAUCACAAUUCUCCAUCACAACCCCAGGUGUUGGCUUACCCACAACUACAUCCAGCCUAAUAGGCACAAAGAUCAUGACACCUGGAAAUAGCAAUUUAUCCCAGCACUAUGCCAAUGAUGGGCAAGGUUUUGGAUCAACUGUUACAGCAGCCAUUAUUGGAAUUGUAGUUCCUCUUGUGGUCAUUGGUUUGCUGUGUAUGGGAGGGUACCUCAUCUGGAGGAACUGGAAAAGGAAGAACACUAAAAGCAUGAACUUUGAUAACCCUGUGUACAGGAAGACAACAGAAGAAGAGGAUGAAGAGGAAAUCCAUAUUGGGAGGACUGCACAAAUUGGGCAUGUCUACCCAGCACGUGUAGCAUUGAGCCUGGAAGAUGAUGGGUUACCAUGAGGACCAAGUCGCUGCUCUAGUCCCAUACAAUGGAAUAAUAUGCACUGAACAGAUUCACUUUGGAUCAUGGAACACCCCCCGCCCUUUUCUUCCCCCUAAUUAAUUACUAUUUAUGUUGCAGAAGGGUAACCACAAAGUUAUAAUGAACUGCAAACAUCCAAAGGAUGUGAGAGUUUUGUAUGUAUAAUCUUUUAUACACGUUUUAACUUGUUGCACUACCCAUACGUGAUAGUGAAGAGGCUACUGCUGAGCUACUAACCCAGUAUCCAUAACCUGCCGGGUUCAAUAGCUAUGCGUCAUUUUAAAACUAUAUUUAUAGCGGUUUUGUAAAUAGGUUGAACAUGCUUUGUGGCUAUCCAUCAACAUAAGUAAAAAAAUGCUAUACAAGCAGUUUAGAAUAUUUAUUAACAAAAUUGGGAUAUAAGAUUUGUUCUGUAAAGAGGGGUGAGAGUAUUUAUUUUUUGUAUGUUUGGCUUGCUGUGCAUAUAUCUAUCUAGGCUAGAUAGAUAUAUAGACAUAUAAAUAUAUACAUAUAUAUACAUAUAAAUAUAUUUUAAAACUACUAGCCCAAGUCUAUGGGAAUUAGGAGGGAUUGAAUUCUUAAGGAAUGUUUAUGGAAAAUUUGCUUUGAAGUCUAAAGCCAUUGGAGUAAGAAACAGCUGUACAAUAGGAUAAUCAAUGAUUCUGUAAAAUGAAUGAAGCACUCCCGUAAUGAAUUUCUGCUGUCAAAAUGGUUUACUUUGUAUUUCAAGCCCAGACAAAUGUACUGGCCAGGACUCAGGCACUAGCACACUUGAUUUCCUUUUUUAAAAAAAAUCUUUACAUCAAAAAUGUCUUCAUACAGUAACUUUUCUUCACUUCAUGUAAUUCACACAGAAGAAACUCCUAUUAGGUUUCAACAUGGCUUUAUGUCAUGUCUGUCUCCAUGGGGGUUAUUUGGUGUAGGAUUUUUUAAGAAAACCUAAAUCUGUCAUUU
Molecule: messenger RNA, 3623 nt
Organism: Terrapene triunguis (Three-toed box turtle)
Lineage: Eukaryota; Metazoa; Chordata; Testudines; Emydidae
Product: low-density lipoprotein receptor-related protein 8-like
Exons: 18
Coding region: 5-2647 (880 amino acids)
Molecular function (GO): protein binding; calcium ion binding
Source: RefSeq, a predicted model, not a curated record